UCUCCUCCUCCUCCUCCUCCUCCUCUGCCGUGUCUGUUGCGCGCCGCCAGUCUGCAGGAAUCUUCUGCGUCUCUACAGGAAUCAUUGUUUUUCUGCUCAUUAUUUUCCUUCCCUUGUUUUUGGACGGAAGCAGGAGAACCGUGGAACAUGAAGGGCACCCAGGAGCGCCGCGGACUGAACGUGAAAGGCUUGCUGAGGAGGAACUGGCUCCUCAUCGCCACGGUUCUGUCGGUGCUGAUCGGCAUCACUUUGGGCGUAGUGGUCAGAGAGUAUGCAUCCCUCUCCCAUCUCAACAAGCAGUACUUCGGCUUCCCUGGAGAGAUCCUGAUGCGGAUGCUCAAACUGGUCAUCCUCCCACUCAUCAUCUCAAGCAUGAUCACAGGCGUCGCCGCACUGGACUCUGAGGUGUCUGGAAAAAUAGGUCUUCGAGCUGUCGUCUAUUACUUCUCAACAACCAUCAUUGCAGUGAUUCUUGGUAUUAUUUUGGUGAUGACGAUCAAGCCUGGUGUCUCCCAAGACGCUGACCACAUCGACAGAACAGGCACCACCCCCAACGUCACUACGGUUGAUACACUGCUUGACCUCAUUAGAAACAUGUUUCCAGAAAAUCUGGUGCAGGCUUGUUUUCAGCAGUACAAAACAAAGCGGAAAGAGUUGGAGGAAGAGAAAGUGUCAAACAACACCACUGCAAUGCCACCUCUUGCAACAACCGUCAUGGCGGUCGUUGAGAACAUCACUAAGGAGUAUGAAAUUGUUGGCUCGUAUUCAGACGGAAUCAACGUGCUGGGCCUCAUUGUGUUCUGUGUGGCUUUCGGCUUGGUUAUCGGGAAGAUGGGAGACAAAGGCCGUAUACUUCUUGAAUUCUUUGAUGCCCUGAAUGAAGCCACCAUGAAACUGGUGCAGAUAAUUAUGUGCUACAUGCCAUUUGGUAUCCUGUUCCUCAUUGCUGCAAAGAUCAUCGAGGUGGAAGACUGGGAGAUCUUCAAGAAGAUGGGUCUUUUCAUGGUGACUGUGCUGAGUGGCUUGGCCAUCCACGCCAUUGUGUGCUUGCCUCUCCUCUACUUCAUCAUUGUGAGGAAGAAUCCCUUCACCUUCACCCUGGGGAUGGCUCAGGCCAUGGUGACGGCACUUAUGAUCUCCUCCAGGUCAGUUUCCUAUUCUGUGGUUAAAUCCUUUCUGCCCGGGGAGGAUGUGAAGCUGAACCCCACCUCCGUCCCCAUGUGUUCCAGCUCCGCUACGCUGCCCGUCACCUUCCGCUGCGCAGAGGAGAACAACCGCAUCGACAAGAGGAUAACUCGCUUCGUGCUCCCAGUGGGCGCCACCAUCAACAUGGACGGCACGGCGCUGUAUGAGGCGGUGGCGGCCAUCUUUAUUGCUCAGCUCAAUGAUUACCCUCUGGAUGUGGGACAGAUUGUUACUAUCAGUAUAACAGCAACUGUUGCCAGUAUUGGAGCAGCAGGAGUCCCCAAUGCUGGGCUGGUCACCAUGGUGAUAGUCCUAACGGCUGUCGGACUGCCCGCGACUGAUGUCACUCUGAUAGUGGCUGUGGAUUGGCUUCUGGAUCGCUUCCGUACCAUGAUCAACGUUCUGGGCGACGCUUACGGAGCUGGGAUCGUUCAGAAACUAUCCAAGAGGGAGUUGGAGAGGAUGGAUCUGAACUCGGACGUGGAUGUCGCAAACCCGUUCGCCCUGGAAACUACGCUGGACGACGAGGAGUGCGAGAAAAAGUCCUACGUCAACGGAGGCUUCACGGUGGAUAAGACUGAUGCCAUCUCCUUCACAGAGACCUCCCAGUUCUAGCCUCCAGCCGUCUUAGAGAAGCAGAAAAGCAGCUGUUAGUUGGAGAAACUGGAUUUCAAGGAUCCGUCGUGCCAC
Molecule: messenger RNA, 1875 nt
Organism: Cyprinodon tularosa
Lineage: Eukaryota; Metazoa; Chordata; Actinopteri; Cyprinodontiformes; Cyprinodontidae
Gene: slc1a1
Product: solute carrier family 1 member 1
Exons: 11
Coding region: 148-1800 (550 amino acids)
Biological process (GO): L-glutamate transmembrane transport
Cellular component (GO): plasma membrane
Molecular function (GO): L-glutamate transmembrane transporter activity; L-cysteine transmembrane transporter activity; glutamate:sodium symporter activity
Source: RefSeq, a predicted model, not a curated record